AUGUCUGAAGAAAAAGUGUAAGAAAUAGAUCAAAGUAUUGAAAAUAAACCUGCACCACCUUCAGGACCUAAAAGACCAGAGAAAGAGCCUCAAUUAGAAAAUUUAGAUGAGAUAUUUAAGAGAAUUUCAGAUGAUUUUAGUGAUGUAGCUCCACUAUAACAUAUUGCUCAAAAAUUUAAUGUCAAUCCUGGAUAAUUGGUUUUAGGUAUAAUUUUUGUUGCCUUCACACUCACAAUAUUUGGAGCUGGAAAUUUGUUAGUCAAAAUAUUGAUUGGUAUUCUAUAUCCUGCGUACAUGAGUGUUUAAUGUGUGAAAUAAAAGGAUGAUGCAAAAUCUAAGAUGUGGCUUUCUUAUUGGGUGAUUUAUUUACUCAUGUUUCUAUUGGACAGAGUGAUGUGGUUCGCAUUCCAUGACCUAUUGUAAUUGUAUUUCCCCAUCAAAAACAUGACUCUUAUUUGGAUGUAUUAUCCUAAAACCAGAGGUGCAAUAAUAAUAUUUGACAAACUAGUGUUGUAACUCAAUUAAUUGGGUCUUCUGGAAAAACCAAAAUAAAAACAUGAGUGAUAUAUAGAUGCAUUAAUCAUUUAUUAAAUUUCUUCAUUGCCAA
Messenger RNA from Paramecium tetraurelia, 607 nucleotides. RefSeq lists its product as uncharacterized. The record is from RefSeq and is a predicted model, not a curated record. NCBI's taxonomy places the organism in Eukaryota, Ciliophora, Oligohymenophorea, Peniculida, Parameciidae. The transcript has 2 exons.